Messenger RNA from Dicrocoelium dendriticum, 999 nucleotides. The record is from the annotation of a GenBank genome assembly. Lineage: Eukaryota; Metazoa; Platyhelminthes; Trematoda; Plagiorchiida; Dicrocoeliidae.
AUGACGCCUGAUCUUAACUUGACAGUCAUUCACUGGGAUCAGUCCUCCCGAUUUGAUAUAGAGCUUCCUGCUCUAGCAGAACCCGCUGUUAAGAAAAUAUGCAAGCGGCUUUGGCUGUCCAGACUUCGGCUUAGUUCCGGAAAAGCGAGUCGUUGGUCUGUACAGGAGAAUCAAAAUCUUCCGGAUUGCAUGCAGUCAGUCGUGGGUGGUUAUGGGAACCCCGUUGUGAUUACUGUCCAACCUGAAGCGGUGGAAACUCAGGAAGACACAGAUAAGGAUUGGCACAGUCAGUUGCUUGAUAUACCAGACUAUACAACAUUCGCGUUGUCGUGUCUCUGUCCGUUCAUAAUGUCCGGCAGCGUGGGACAGGAAGUGGGCAGAUCCUUCACUCUUUGCUGCCUCGCGUCAUUCUGUUCGUUGAUCACACUGCAAAUACCCUGUCACUGGGUAGUGGGCUGUAUGUUGCGCCGGUCCGUUCGAAAACGCUACCACAUUCGAGGAAAUGAGUGCUACGACUGGUGUACCUACUGCUGUUGUUACGCCUGUGUGCUGAACCAGGCGGCUCUACAAGCUGAGUACGAAAAGGCCAAACUGAAGCCUCAAGACAACGCAACUGCCUCCUCUGUUCGGCUCAAUCAUAGGGAAUAUAGGAUGACAUCGCCGCCUGUGACGGACCCACUGAAAAUCACGGUACCUGUUUAUACUGCGCAGUCGAUACCUCCAGUUCCUCAGCCACCGCUCGCCAUCUCCCCACCAGCUUUUCCAAGCUUGUCGUCGCCGCCUUCUCUUUCGCCUACCGAAUCGUUAGACGUCCACUGGUCGACGGUACCGCGUAAAUCACCUCAAACAUCCCGAAAUAUUGAUGUUCCCUACUCAGCAUCAAUGAUUGAGCCGAUGACUCAGACGUCCCAUUCGCUCCAAUCCAACACAAUGACGGACCGCGAUAUGGUGGAACCAUGCCGGUGGAUAAUUGGUUCGUCUGUGUCCGACGGCACGUGA